AAUGGCCACGGAGGCGAAAGGAUUUGGCUUUGCUGCUUUUUUUUUUUCUUUCUUUCUUUUUCCCCUUCGGCUUCUCGUCGGAUUGCCAGCCAUGGUGGUGAACAACUUCACGGGCCCCGGGAUUGGGCUGGGGUUCGGCAUCGGGUGCGGGUUCGGCGUCGGAUGGGGGUUCGGAGGAAUGCCUCUGAAUAUGUUUGGCUUGGGCAUCGGUGGGGGAUGUGGAGUUGGUCUUGGGCUAGGGUGGGGCUUCGGCAAAGCGUAUGGUUGUCAGUAUCGCUCGUCUAGAGUCCAGUUUCAGGGCAUUGAGUUUCAGAAGAAGACCGAAGGAGAUGAAGCAUCAAGCCUUGUUUCUCCAGAGCGUGUUGAAAAAUCUCGUCCUUAUGGAUAGUAUGGUUGUGCCUUAUAAUUCACAUAUGCUAUGUUACCUUCCUUCCCUCAAUUGUGCCUUAGUUGCAUACCUGCAUGUUUCUUCGGUAACAUUUGAUGCUUAUGCUCAGCUUUGUCAUUUUUGUUGUAAUCAGAAUGAUGUUAAUGGACAGGAUUGUUAUCUAUGUUGUCAACUUAUGUUCUCUGGAUUCAAUGCACUUUGCCAGUAUUUGGUUGUUA
Messenger RNA from Oryza sativa Japonica Group (Japanese rice), 606 nucleotides. Its product is annotated as protein TRIGALACTOSYLDIACYLGLYCEROL 5, chloroplastic. Lineage: Eukaryota; Viridiplantae; Streptophyta; Magnoliopsida; Poales; Poaceae. The record is from RefSeq and is a predicted model, not a curated record.